UCAGCUUUCAUCUGGGUCAUUGUAUUCUGUGAUAUUACUGUUUCAUGUACAGCGCCCCGUGACGACUUUAGUUGAAAAUAAUUCUUUUAAGUGACACAAUGGCGGAUCAGAACGAGAGGGCAUUCCAGCGUCAGCCGACAGUCUUUCUGAAUCGGAAAAAGGGCGCUGGCCCCAAAAGGCGUAAAUCCUUACGUUACUACCGAGAAGUGGGGCUCGGCUUCAAAACCCCCAGAGAGGUAAUUGCUUGCCACUUUAUUAACCAGAUUUUCUUUUAAUCAGACAGAAAAAGCUUUCCAAAAACAACCAACGGUGUUCCUGAACAGGAAACAGGGCGCAAAAAAGAAGAAUUUGAGGUUGCACCGCAAUGUAGGGCUAGGGUUCAAAACGCCCAGAGAGGUUUGUUACUUUUCAGAUUUCUAGGUGCUUCCCGGGAAGGUGGCAGGUGGCUUCAGUGAUGCACUGAUGGGAUGGUUAAGGAUGCUUGGGUCUAGAUAACAUUGCUAAUUGGUUAACAAAAUGAAAUCAAAACAAUGCUAUUUAAUCAUGUAUUACAAUAUGGUCCUGUUGCUUAAUUUUUUAUUAUGUUCAUAUGUUUUUUGUAAAAAGAGCUUGGAAGCAUUCUGGUGGAGUGUGCAUUUUAUUUGAAUAUCUGUCAUUUUUAUGUCAUGUGCUGGGUAUUUAUGUCAUAUAUGUGUGCUUUUUAUAUGAAAUUCAUAGCCAUAGAGGGUUCAUACAUUGACAAGAAAUGCCCUUUCACUGGCAACGUUUCAAUCAGAGGUCGUAUCCUAACCGGCGUUGUACAGAAGAUGAAGAUGCAACGUACCAUCGUCAUCCGACGCGACUACUUGCAUUAUAUCAGGAAAUAUAAUCGGUUUGAGAAGAGACAUAGGAAUAUGUCAGUACAUUUAUCACCUUGCUUCAGGUUAGUAUAUUAUAGGCAGAAUCUAUUUUUCUUCUAAGCUGUCAGAAUCAUAAAAUACAG
Acanthoscelides obtectus is the source of this 982-nucleotide messenger RNA. Lineage: Eukaryota; Metazoa; Arthropoda; Insecta; Coleoptera; Chrysomelidae. The record is from the annotation of a GenBank genome assembly.